Messenger RNA from Panonychus citri (citrus red mite), 414 nucleotides. RefSeq lists its product as uncharacterized. The record is from RefSeq and is a predicted model, not a curated record. NCBI's taxonomy places the organism in Eukaryota, Metazoa, Arthropoda, Arachnida, Trombidiformes, Tetranychidae. The transcript has a single exon. The coding region runs from base 1 to 414 and encodes 137 amino acids.
AUGAAUAGUCCUAAAAGUGGUGAAAGUAAAGAUGAUCAUCCAACGAGUUUCGUAAAAGCAGUUUCGUCUUCUUCAUCUAAAGCUGAUCGAAAUUCAAAAGACAAAAGCAAAGUCUCAACAGUUAAAAGUGAAAAAGCAUGUAAUGGAAUUGUCUCUUCAUCGUCAUCGUCAUCACCUCCUUCGUCAACGAAAACAACAACAACAUCGACAAGCAAUUCAAAGCUCAACAAUAAAAUGAAUUCUAAAUCUAGUGGUGAUAAAAAGGAAGAUUCAGAUCGACCAGAUUCUCAUGAAGAAGAUGAAGGUAUUAAUUUGGACGAAUCGAGUCACAGUAAUGGAAAAAAGUUGACCUUUGCUGAAGUUGCUCGUCGUUCUAAAGCAAAAGCGACCGCAGCAAGUGGAGUGGAAAAGUAA